This is a messenger RNA of Solea solea (common sole), 6378 nucleotides long. RefSeq names its product dynamin binding protein (gene dnmbp). Gene Ontology annotation, cellular component: cytoplasm. The transcript has 17 exons. NCBI's taxonomy places the organism in Eukaryota, Metazoa, Chordata, Actinopteri, Pleuronectiformes, Soleidae. The record is from RefSeq and is a predicted model, not a curated record. Gene Ontology annotation, biological process: intracellular signal transduction. The coding region runs from base 394 to 5526 and encodes 1710 amino acids. Gene Ontology annotation, molecular function: protein binding; guanyl-nucleotide exchange factor activity.
GGAGAGGAGAAGCUCCGCCGCCACCGCUGCUGCUUCUCUGUCUGUCUGCCUGUCUGUCUGCUGCUGUGUGACGAGAUGACAGCUGAUUCUGUCCACACACUCACACUCAGAGCCGUGUCACCCUCCGCAGUCAGCACACGUCCUCCACCCUCACGCCGAGAUACAGCGCUUCUUCCCCGGGGUGACUGAGAGUGUUUGCACCGCUGAAGAUCGGAUCUGAGGGAAGUGGAAAAAAGUUGUGUCGAGGAGAAAAGCAGCUCCGCCAACACCACAUCAUCAUCAUCAUCAUCAUCGGGAGCAGCAGGAGAAGGCUGGAGAAGUUGGGAUAUCUGCUCUGACUGGAUCUAUCGUCCCGAUCACACACUUUUCACUGGACUUCACAGGUUAUGAGUAAUGGAAGCGGGGUCGGUGGUGCGUGCCGUGUUUGAGUUUCUCCCCAGUGUCUCUGAGGAGCUGCCACUCUUCCCCGGCGAUGUCAUCGAGGUGCUAAGUGUUGCGGACGAGUUCUGGUUGCUUGGCAACAAAGAUGGUGUCACAGGUCAGUUCCCCACCACCUUUGUGGAAGAGGUCACCAUUCCCAGCACCAAGCCUGGAGACCAACUGUACGUGUGCAUCAACGACUUCAACUCAACAGAAGCGGGAAACCUGUCUCUGAAGAGAGGAGAUGUGGUGGUCGGAGAGGCAGCAGGGUCCAUGAGCCUCGGGGAAACGUGGCAGCGCGGCUGUAAUGUUUGGGGCAUCCGCGGUGUCUUCCCCACCUCGUGCGUGAAGGAGCUGAAUCUCUCGGGCCGCUCCAGGCAGCUGUCUGAGCGCUCGGCUCAGGCCCAGGCUUCAGAGCUGCCGCCCUAUGCCCUGGGCCAGGCACAGGCCCUCAUGAACCUCCACGCACAGCUCAAUGAAGAGCUGGAUUUCCGCGAGGGGGACUUGAUCAUCAUCACAGGCCUGCCUGAGCCGGGCUGGUUCCAGGGAGAGCUGGACGGUCGCAGGGGGAUCUUCCCAGAGGGGUUUGUGGAGCUCCUUGGGCCACUCAGGUCUCCACAGGAGCCUGAGGAAUGCCAGUAUUUGAACAAUGACCCUCAACAGUUCAGCUACGAGGACUCUUAUGAUGCAGAAGAGGGUACUGAAGAGAGUGUGGAGGAAGGGGAGGUUUUUUUGAGAGAGGAAGAGGAAGAAGAAGAAGAAGAGGAGCACAGGGAAAGUGUUGCAGAGGAAGAAGAGGGCAGUGUGUAUGGAGUGGCCCUGUAUGAGUUUCGAGCCAUGGAGCCAGGUGAGUUGGACUUCAAUGUUGGGGAUCGCAUUCGAGUUGUUAACACUUUGGAAGACGGGUGGCUGGAGGGGGAGCUGCGAGGCCAAUGUGGGAUUUUUCCUCAUCGAUUUGUCAAAAUGGAGGAUGACGGGCAGAAAACUGCAGAGGAAACAACUGUAGUUGAAACAAAAGAAGACAAAAGGUCCAGUUGUACUUCUGGAUACAGCUCAGGUCAUAUGUGUCCCAAUGGCUCAGAGAAUGGCUCUGGAUGGCGGCAGUGUGAGGAUUAUACAGUAUGGGACCUGGAUUACUUUGAGAGGACUGAGGAGCAGAGGUGGCAAAGUGAAAACAAAAGUCCUGCGGCUCAAGCUAACAGCAGAGCACAGACAGAAGAGCACAGGAAGCCCGACUCCCCGCCACGUAGACCUGUCGCUCCAGUUCAAAGAGGUCCAGAGAGACCCAAGUCCACUCCACCAGCAAGGCCCACACUCCCACCACGACCUAGCCUGCCCGCACAAAUCCACAGGCACCACAGCCCUUCUUCUGGCACACAUCGGUCUAACUAUGCUGAUGGUAAAUCUCGACUGCUGCAGCCCAAACGAACUCACAGUCUAACCCUGCCCUCUCACACUCAGGCUGGCUGGUCUAAAGACAGUAGACGCUACCAGAGGCCACCACCAGAUGUUGGCUCCCCCAGUAACAGAGGUGCCACUCUCGGCCAGGCUUUGAUUCACCUUGUAGAAAGUCACAAACGGAAGAAAUUAACUCGCCAUGCUAGCGUCAGCGACGCUGACAUGAUGAUGGGCGGUGCUGAGACGCGGACACAUCCUCGACAGGCGUUGCGUGGCUCCAACGGGGUAAUGCCGACGUCCAUCACCUUGGAUUCCCUGGCAGCCUCGGCAAGUAACUUGGAGGCCAAACUAUCGCAACAGCUUUUUGAAUUUGAGAAAAGCUUGACUUCUUUAUAUGACAACACUCACAUGGGCUCUGCUGCUUCAAAGGACACUUCAUCUAUAGGUGACCUGAGCCAACAAUCACAUGUUUCUCGGCACUUUUCUAUUAUGGACUUUAGCAAUGAAAGUGAUAUUAUUCGAGGUUCUUCACAUUCCCCUGUGUCCGACCUCCUGCAGUCAAACUCUGCAUCCUCCACACUUGAGAGGCGCAGGACACUCCGGCCUCCUCCUCCUCGUCCUAGAGUCCACCGUCCCGCAGCCCCAGCUCCAUACAAACCUGCCCGCCUGGCUCCACGUCCCCCUCCUCGUCCCCCUCCAACCAACCCCAUCUUCUACACACCUGAAGAAUCUCCCGCAAACCUCCUCGACAACAUCACAGAGGAUCACCCAGAGUUCAGUGACCUCGCAGCUGCCCAGGAACACGAAAUUCAGUGUCAGCUGGAAGCGGAGAAAGAGGUGGAGAGAGAAAUGGAGCUGGAAAGUCAGAGACGGAGGGAAGAAGAGCAGAGAUAUCAGCUGCUCCUGCGUCUACAAGAGGUGGAGCACGACAUGGACGCAUAUGCACACACGGCAGAGGAGCUCAGGGCCAUGUUGGAGGAGGAGGAGGAGGAGACGGCCCGCAUGCAAGCUAUGGAGAAUCUAGAGUUCUGCAACUACACGUUGGAGACGCUGGCCCUAGAACAGCAGCAGCUACAAGAGAUGACGCUCGUGUCGUCCCAACCCAAACCGUGUCCCGCCUCGGACUCCUCCCCCACCGCCGACACCGGGAGCGAGGACCCGGAGCAGAGGAUGCUGGAGAAGAGGUCAAAGGUGAUCGAGGAGCUGCUGCAGACGGAGAAGGACUACAUCAAAGACCUGCAGAUGUGUGUCGAGGAAAUCAUCGAGCCACUGAGGAAGAAGCAGGCGAAGAAUGUGGACUUUGAGGGACUGUUUGGCAACAUCGGCUCUGUGAUCGACCUGUCACUGCGGCUCUCUGACGCGCUGCACGACACCGACUCCAUCGGACGUGUUUUUCUGGACUUUAAAGGCGAGCUGGAGGAGGUGUACAAGAUCUACUGCCAGAACCACGACGACGCCAUCUCUCUGCUGGAGAGCUACGAGAAAGACAAAAACAUCCAGCAUCACGUGCUGGAGUGUCUGGAGAGACUGAGGGCCAUUUAUCGAGAGUGGGGUAAAACAAAUUACAUCAACCUCGGCUCUUUCCUCAUCAAGCCCGUGCAGAGGGUCAUGCGUUACCCGCUGCUGCUGAUGGAGCUGCUGGGGGCCACGCCGGAGAGCCACCACGACCGGCCCCAGCUGACUAAGGCCCUGCUGGACGUGAAGAAUAUCAACGUGAACAUCAACGAGUACAAGCGCAGGAAGGACCUCGUGGUGAAGUACAGGAAAGGGGACGAGGACACGUUCAUUGACAAGAUCUCAAAGCUGAGCAUGCACUCCAUUAUCAAAAAAUCCAACCGUGUCAGCAGCCACCUCAAGCACCUCACGGGAAUUGCACCCCAGAUCAAAGAUGAAGUGUUUGAUGACACUGAGAAGAAGUUCAGGCUGCAGGAGAGGCUCAUCAAGUCUUUUAUCAGGGACAUCUCCUUGUACCUGCAACACAUCAGGGAGUCGGCAUCCGUAAAAGUCUUGGCAGCCAUCAGUUUCUGCGACAUCUACACAGAGCGCAGCGUGCUGGACCCCGAGCUCUUCCACAGAGCUCACCGCUGCAUCAGCGAAGAACAGUUCACACGAUUUAAGGAGCGCACAGAGACUUUAGUCAUCAACCCGCUCAACCAGCUGCUCCUCAUGUUCGCCGGGCCACACAAGCUCAUCCAGAAGCGCUUCGACAAGCUGCUGGACUACGACAACUGCAAGGAGCGAGCCGAUCGCCUCAAGGACCGCCGCAUCCAGGAGGAGCUGCAGGUGGCGCGCAACAACUACGAGGCGCUCAACGCCCAACUCCUCGACGAGCUCCCCAAGUUCCACAGCGGAGCGGAGGAGCUGUUCACGUGCUGCGUGAGGGAUUUCGCUCAGGCUCAGAAGGACUUCAUGCAGACGACGCUGAGAGAGCUGAAGCCUAUCCUGCACAUGUUUUCUAGCAAAGUUGGCAGGGAGGGCAACCUCAUCGCACAGUUCCAAAAGGAGUAUGGACGAGUUCUCCAACUUCUGCAGAGCUUCAGCUUCUGCCCGGAGAACCUGCCUCCGGCCACCACCACCACCUCGAAGAAGCCCUUCGAGAAGAAGACUCUGGAGAAGCAGACCUCUAAAAAGCAACUGCAGGGACCUCCAAUCAUCAAGCAGACCGAGGAGCACCGUGCGGGACUUCUGGUUCGCUUCGGCCCUGACAGACUCUUCCAGGCUGACAGGAACUUCAAUGCUGCCCAGGAUCUGGAUGUCUUUAUACAGGAAGGAGACCUUGUGGGUGUGAUUAAGCAGCAGGAUCCCAUGGGCAGCAACAACCGCUGGCUAAUUGAUAAUGGAGUCACCAAGGGUUUCGUGUACAGCUCCUUCCUCAAACCUUACAACCCGCGCCGGAGCCAGUCGGACUUGUCCAUCGAGAGCCAGUCGUCCAAUGAGUCGGGCUACGGUGGCUCCUCCCCCGUUUUCUCCCGCCAGAACAGCAACAGCACGCUGACCUUCAACCAGGAAACGGCCACGGUCAGCUUUUCUUCGUCGUCACACACCCAGAGUCACUCGCCUCCUCACCCGUCGCUGGACUCCGCCUCCCCUCGUAAAAGUCACCACAGAGACUUGCCCAACCCCGACUCUGUCAGUCAAAGCAACUCCAUAACCUCGUCGCCCCGAAACGUCUCGAACCGAAAGGAGCUCUCGGAGCAAACACAGCGACACUCCCCCAGUCAGAGAGACGCGGAUCAUUUGUACCAACACUCAGGAAACCACAGAGACUCGUACGAUACAAGUUACACGAGCUCCAGCAGCCACCGCGAGACGUCGGACCUCUCGGAGACGGACUCGUCCUCUUCGCACAGAAACAAUCACACGAAGCAGCGCCAUGGACACGCGGACAAAUCCUACGGUUCAUACCAGCGCAGAAAUGGAGACAAUGGCGGCCAAAAGAGAUCGGCUUACGCCAGAGACGAGUACAUCGAACCGGAGCCAGAACCCGAACCAGAGCAGGAAAGUGAGGUGGACGGUCAUCAGAUUUACUAUGCCAUCUAUUCAUUCAGCGCCCGCUGUGCCAAUGAACUGAGCAUCUCGGCCAAUCAGCGGCUGCGGAUACUGGAGUUCCAGGACUUGAACGGCAACAGCGACUGGUGGCUCGGCGAGGUGGAAGGCCAGCGAGGCUACGUGCCUUCCAACUACAUCCGCAAAUCGGAAUACACAUGAACAAGAUUACGAUCCUGUACCUCUGACAGCACUUGGACUUGAAGAAGGCUCACUCCGCUGCGAGCAGACGGAACAAACCGCAACGAACAAGCCUUUUAGUGUUUUUUGCAGUGACUCAUUUUUGAUUUGUUGUCAUGGAGUUUGAUGAUGAGAGAGAGACUGACCUGCUGCUCCUGAACGUUAGCAUUAUACACCUGUAUUUAUAAACUUUUUUUUAUAUUCUGGAAACUGCAGCCAAAGGUUUGUUGUUUCCGUUGAAAAAACCUGUGAAUUGCACCAGAUAGUUGUUGCCACGUUGUCUUUAUGCUCAUUUUAAGGUUGGCAAGUUGGGAGAUUGCAAUGGAAAUGUGAAGGUUUUUGGGGCUCAGACAGAAACAUAACGCAAAAAUAUGCACAACGCGGCGUCAGCGCUGUGUUUUCUUGCAAUGACGUGUGAAUAUUUGAUGCAUUUACAUCCAAGCCGAUGCACUUAAAGAUGAUUAGUCACUGGAUGCCAGUUUUUAAAGUGUCUGUGGAGCCACCGACUACAAUUCAGAGUGUUUUCAUGAAAUCAAUUUUGACUCUUUGGAUGAAGACUGGGGACAAAGUUGAAUGGCAUAUGAAAUACUGUUUACAAGUGCUCACUGUGUUCCCCCUUGGACCAUUUUUUCUCUUAAAUCUCUUUUUCCACUAGGUUGACACGGUGUAAACAGGCGAUGACCCUUUGAUCUGUAAGAGGAGGUGAACGAUCUGUACUAGGAUUUCACCUCACGCUCCCCAUGUACAUUAUAUAUAGUGCUGAACAGUGAAAAUACCAUAUUGCACCCACUGUAAAGUGAUCACUGUUUGAAUUAAAAAAUCUAAAACAUCUCA